Sorex fumeus (smoky shrew) is the source of this 1910-nucleotide messenger RNA. It is a transcript of the gene DEUP1, whose product is annotated as deuterosome assembly protein 1. Lineage: Eukaryota; Metazoa; Chordata; Mammalia; Eulipotyphla; Soricidae. Gene Ontology annotation, biological process: de novo centriole assembly involved in multi-ciliated epithelial cell differentiation; centriole replication. The transcript is spliced from 13 exons. The coding region runs from base 1 to 1770 and encodes 589 amino acids. Gene Ontology annotation, cellular component: centriole; deuterosome. The record is from RefSeq and is a predicted model, not a curated record.
AUGGAGAAUCCAGCCAGUAACACAGCCGGAACUUCUCCUUGUGAGGCUGAGCUUCAGGAGUUAAUGGAACAAAUUGAUAUCAUGGUAAGCAACAAAAAACUGGACUGGGAAAGGAAAAUGCGAGCUCUGGAGACACGAUUGGAUCUUCGGGAUCAAGAGUUGGCAAAUGCACAGACUUGCCUGGAUCAGAAAGGGCAGGAGGUGGGGUUGCUUCGACAGAAGUUGGACAGUCUGGAAAAAUGCAACUUAGCAAUGACUCAGAAUUACGAAGGACAGCUGCAGAGCCUCAGAGCGCAAUUUUCCACGCUAACUAGUAGCUUUGAAAAACUGAGAUUACACCAGAUGAGACAAAGCAGAUUUCGGAGAAGAGAGGUACCACACCUCAAAGAAGACAUUCCCUUUGAACCAAGCAACUUGAACCAGAAGUUAGAGGAAUUUAGAGCAAAGUCCAGAGAAUGGGAUAAGCAAGAGAUACUGUACCAGUCACAUCUGGUUUCUGUAGAUGCACAGCAGAAAUUGUUGUCUGAGAAGUGUGAUCAAUUUCAGAAACAGGCACAAAAUUUCCAGACCCAAAUAAAUGGCAAGAAGCAGUUCCCGGAGGGCUGCAACUCUGAAAUCCCUCAGAUGAUCUGUGAGACAGAGCCCAGCUUCGAUGCCAGCGAAAAAGACGAGUUCAUUAUCGAGAAGUUAAAGUCAGCUGUGAGCGAGAUUGCGUUCAGCAGGAAUAAGUUACAGGAUGAAAAUCAAAGGCUCUUACAAGAACUGAAAAUGUACCAAAGACAGUGUCAGGCCAUGGAAGCAGGACUCUCGGAGGUGAAAAGCGAGUUGCAGUCCCGCGAUGAUCUCCUGAGGGUUGUGGAAAUGGAGCGGUUGCAGCUGCACAGAGAGUUACUGAAGCUCGGAGAGUGUCAGAAUGCACAGGAAACUAAGAGAAGAUUUGAAUCGUCUUAUUCCCCUUCUGUUAACAGCCCAGAAAAGAAAAAGAAGGAGCUGAUCUCAGUGCUCCCAGAUCCACAGAGUCGAGAGAAAGACUCAAGCACGACCAGAAGCCGGCUAUACCCUGAGGAGGAGCCGGAGCGCAUGCGGGCCGAGAUCUCGGCACUCACGGAGGAGCUGCAGCAGAAGGAGCUCACCAUCGCCAUGGUCAUGAAGAAGGCAGCACUGUUGGAGAGGCAGCUCAAGGCUGAGCUGGAGAUCAAGGAGAAGAUGCUGGCCAAGCAGCAGGUGUUGGAUACGCACCGAGCGACCAGGAUGGAAAGCACGCACAUGAAGGGAAUGAUGGGCGACUUGGACACCGGGCGGCUCCUGAGGAUGGACUUCAGCGGGAGUCACUCAGGGCAUCCAACUCUUAACAAGCUGGAAAGUGAAAAUGAAAGACUCCGGCAUGACCUCGCGAAGCUCCAUGCCUCUGGGAACCCGGCGUGGGCUCCCCAGAACACCUAUGAAGAAGCGGGAUACUGUACGUACCCCAGACAUGCCAGAAUGGACAAGAACGAGAACAGACUUAGCCCCAACAGGAGUGCCACGCCUCCACUGUCCCCUCUGCCGUUCCCGUGCAAGGACAUGAGCGGUGAGGACGCCUGCUUCUCCCUGUCUCCCCCUGAGAUCGCCUUCCCAGCCUCUCUGGCCACACAGCAUUUCCUUCUGGAGGAAGAAAGGCGAGCGCGAGAGCUUGAGAAACUUCUCAAUACACACAUCGAUGAACUGCAAAGACACACAGAAUUCACUCUUAAUAAAUACACCAAGCUAAAGCAAAAUAGACACAUCUGAGCUUUUCAACAUUUUUUAUUUGCUUCCCCCACCCUAAGAAAAAAAAGCUCUGGCCAAAUAUUUAUAAAGCCAACCAAAUGAAACAAAUUCUGAUGUUUUUGUGAGUAAAUCAUUUCUGUAAGGCAGCUAGAGAAUAGCAA